Vitis riparia (riverbank grape) is the source of this 1956-nucleotide messenger RNA. Its product is annotated as F-box protein At2g39490-like. NCBI's taxonomy places the organism in Eukaryota, Viridiplantae, Streptophyta, Magnoliopsida, Vitales, Vitaceae. Gene Ontology annotation, molecular function: protein binding. Bases 87 to 1508 code for a protein of 473 amino acids. The transcript is spliced from 3 exons. The record is from RefSeq and is a predicted model, not a curated record.
UCCAAGUCGGCUUUCGGUAUUACAAAAGUUGAAUACAGCUAGUUGGAAAUUCAAAUGGUUGAGGUAUCUCACUUUUCGAUAUAAAGAUGCAGUCUGGGGCUGAUAAAUCAUUAGUGAACAUGGAGAAGGAAGAGCCAACUGACCUUAUUAGCAGUUUGCCCCAAGAAAUUAUCCGUUGCAUUGUUUCACUCCUCCCAUUGAAAGAUGCAGCUAGAACUAGCGUUCUUUCCAGUCUAUGGAGAAGCCUUUGGGCGCCUACCCAUGUCAAUUUUGAUUUUGAUUUUGAUCGAGUCACCAGUCAUGAAGCUAGCGAAAAUGUCAUUCGAGCUUUGGGUAGAUUCUUAUCUUCCCAGAAUGGGUCGUUGAGGCUUUGUGUGGGCUUUCUCAAAGGCAGAGGAGAUUGCUUGAUAAUGGAGGAUGGAUGGGUUAUUUUGGCUACAAAGGUGGACCUCAACUUCUCUGGGGGACAUACCACGUGGGUAAGAGAUUUCCGUUUGAAGUUGGAUGUGGGUCGUCCAUGUCUAGUCCACAAGAUUUCAGAAGCCUCUUGCUUUGCGUCUCUCAAGAAUCUCCAUUUUGAAUCCGUUUCGUUUCUGGCCGAGGACAUAGUUCCGGCUUUGUUCUCUAAUUGCCUGCUUCUUGAGAGCUUGAGGUUUGUGAAAUGCAGGGAUCUGCGGAGCAUAGAUGUUGAAGCGGCUUCUUCUUUCCAUAGUUUUGAAAUGGUGGAUUGUCCAAACGUGGCCAGCAUCACUCUUUCUGCACCUAAUCUCAAAUCAUUCCGGUACGGUGGGAUUCUUCCCUCCAUUCAAAUAAAUAAGGGUUCCAACUUGGUGGAUUCUAUCCUUGAUUUCAUACAAAGCCCAGCCAAUUAUGAGUUCGACACGGAGCAACUUAUCUCUCUUCUUGCAGAUCUUAAGGAGGUUGAGAUUCUUACUCUCAGUGGCUGGCUUCUCCAGUUCUUGUGCUUGGCAGGAGUUAUAUUCAAUAAGCUUGACUUCCAAUUCAACAAGUUAAAGGAACUAUGGUGGAAGGGCUCUUCCAUGGACAGAGAGAAGAGGGAUUCCAUGUCUUGCUUCUUAAACAUCACUCCAUCUUUAGAGAGGCUAUUCAUAGAUAUUGACCCGCAGCUCCGGUCAAUUCCUACUCUAAUUUUUCACCAGUACUGGCAUGAGCCUCAUCUCUGGAUGGACUACGCAACUGUUAAGUCUAAUGCUUCACCACUCAAGCACCUUAGCAUGGUAUCCAUUUCAGGGUUCACAAGAAAAUUAGAUGAGGUGAUAUUAUUGGAUCUUCUGUUCGAGAAGGCAGUUAUUCUCCAGAGGAUGAUUGUAAACUCGAGGGAGAAUAACUGUUGGCGGGUGGUAAAGAUUCCCAAGAUUCAGAUGCACCAAGCAUGGAGAAGGCAGUGGAAAUUUUCAGUUGCAUCUCAAGAAAAUAAGUAUUUAUAUGGGUUUAUAGAAGACGAUUGCAGUCACCCAUCUCCAAAACAUGGCGAGAUGUGUAAGUAGGCUGUGUUGGUGUUCAUACCGUAUGGAAACAGAGUCAGUUUGGGAUAUAACACUAAAUUACAGACACGCCCCCAAGGUGAUGGUGUUCUUGCAACGACUAGUGUCCAUGACUAUAAUAUCACCUGAGAAUCAUUCAUGGAGUGUUGCAAAGGUCCCUCUGAGCCAGCUAAAGCAGACGUCCAGAAGCUUCCCAAAGCAAAUGGUGGUUUCAGCUUCAAACAAGUACCUUUUUAGAUUUGCGGGAUAAGAUAACAGUUGCUCACGUUAAGGUUGUAUGUAAAAAUUUGAGGCUUCUCUUCAGUGUCCAAAGGAAAAAAUCUUAAUGCCAUGUAUAUAAAAUAUAAAACUUCUUGUGGAUUGAUAGAUCAGCUUGAUUUCUUCAACUGCAUACCAAUUUGGUAGCUCUGCUAUACUUUCUCUGAGAAUGAAAUAAAGGUGGAUUCCUGGA